This is a messenger RNA of Ruditapes philippinarum (Manila clam), 3369 nucleotides long. Its product is annotated as sodium- and chloride-dependent glycine transporter 1-like. The record is from RefSeq and is a predicted model, not a curated record. The transcript has 16 exons. Gene Ontology annotation, biological process: sodium ion transmembrane transport. Gene Ontology annotation, cellular component: membrane. The coding region runs from base 539 to 2644 and encodes 701 amino acids. NCBI's taxonomy places the organism in Eukaryota, Metazoa, Mollusca, Bivalvia, Venerida, Veneridae.
ACCUAUUGAUUGCAGAAUACAUUGAAUCGUGCCAAAUACGUAAUAGUCACUAAACGUUUAGAGGUGCAUGGUAAACAUUCGUAAUAUUGGAAUUUUUGGAUGUGUGUGACUGGUGAUGCAAUGUUUACUUUUGGAACGUUACUUUUUAAAGAUCAUAUGAAAUCGAGCCAAAAAACAUUUAUGUCAAAAACAUUUACGUAGGAAUAUAUUUUUUUAGAUUAACAUUCAGCUUUAUUGUGAAUGGAUUAGCAGAACAAAAAGAUUAAAAUAGUUUGAUAGAGAGAUUAAUUUGUAGAGUUUUGAUAAAGUAUAGAAAACCAUUUUGUUUUGCCAAAGACGAUAUACAUACAUAUAUGUUGGGUUGUGUUAUUUUGUAUGCAGUCUUUAAAGUUUUUUUUGCACCAGGAUGUUUGGUCAGUGAUAUCUUUAUUGAAUGUUCUGGUACCUUUAUUAAUAGGAAAAUUAUUUUUACUGACUGAUAAAUUAAGAAUUUUAACAAUUUGUCGCCAACGAAAAAAUAAAAUUUACACGUGUUUCUAUGUCAAGUAGUGAGGCGAUGUCGGGACGUCUACAAGAUGAUAUGUCAGACUUUGAUGGCGUGAAAACGCAUGAAAUAACUGAUAGAGGCACCGAGAAGUAUGGUGGGGAUGGGGACCAUAAAGAUGACAAGAAAAAAUACGGUGUAGCUUGGUACAAAGAUGAGACACAGAACAAAGGACAGUACCCAAUGGAAGAUGAGAAUCCGAAUGAGAGUCUUGUCCAAGAUGUUUCAAGUACAGCUGUAUUGACACCCCUUGAUGACGACCUGGUUGGCAACGUUACAGAUGUGCCGGACCGUGGUAACUGGGGUGGCAGGUUCGACUUCCUGAUGUCAUUACUGGGGUACUCGGUCGGUCUAGGGAACGUGUGGAGAUUUCCAUAUCUUGCAUACAGUAAUGGUGGAGGUGCAUUUGUUUUUCCAUUUGUACUGAUGUUAUUUUUACUCGGGUUACCUCUCAUGUUUUUGGAGCUGUCAUUAGGUCAGUUUGCUGGUCUUGGACCCGCCGUUGUCUUUGGAAGGUUUUGUCCUCUCUUUCAUGGUCUUGGUUAUGGGAUGAUAUUUAUAUCAGCAAUUGUCUCCCUUUACUACACUGUAAUCAUUGCCUGGUGUAUAUUGUAUCUGUUUAUGUCAUUCCGAGCAGAAUUGUUGUGGGAAAGAUGUCAUGAACCAUGGGCCUCAAGCACAUGUUUUAGUUACCUGGAUGCGGACGAGUGCCAGCAAACAAACGGAAGUAUAUACUAUAAGACGGUUUGUUAUAAUGAAUCUGCUGCCAUAGCAAACAAUAUCGCACAACUGGUGAAAAAUGUCACCAAACAUGCCCCUGCUCAGGAUUAUUUUGAACGUGGUGUAUUAAACAUGUCGGACGGUAUAGAACAUAUGGGAAUGCCUCAGUGGCCUAUCUUACUAUGUCUGGCCGCAGCCUGGACAUUGACCUUUCUAGCUCUUUCUAAAGGAGUGAAAUCUUCUGGAAAGGUGGUUUAUUUUACAGCAUUGUUCCCGUAUGUUGUAUUAUUUAUCUUAUUUUUCCGUGGGGUCACGCUCCCGGGUGCCAAGCAAGGGAUCAUGUAUUAUAUCACCCCUAGAUUUGAAAAGCUUGGAAAUGCCAAGGUGUGGUCGGACGCCGCUGCUCAAAUUUUCUUCGCUUUAAGUCCAGCCUGGGGAGGCCUAAUUACAUUAUCAAGUUAUAACAAGUUUCAUAAUAACUGUCUAAAAGAUACAUUAAUUGUGGCGUUUGGUAAUAUAGGUACAAGUUUAUUUGCGGGUUUUGUUAUAUUUGCUAUCAUAGGAUAUCUUGCUCAAGAACUCAACAUGAAUAUAGAAGAUGUUGUUGACCAGGGGGCUGGUCUAGCGUUUAUAGUGUAUCCAGAUGUAGUCACAAGAUUACCUAUAUCUCCACUAUGGUCUAUAUUAUUCUUUGUUAUGAUGAUCACUCUAGGCAUGGGCAGUGAGUUUGCAUUAUUAGAGACAUGUAUGACAGCUGUACAGGAUACAAUGCCAUCCUUGAGACAAAAGAAGACAUGGGUUGUACUCUGUGUUUGUAUACUUGGCUUUUUUGGAGGUGUAGCAGUCACUUGUGAGGGAGGUAUCUACGUACUACAGUUGAUGGACACCUAUGUAUCAAGUUGGUCAGUGUUUGUAAUGGCUGCAACAGAAAGUGUUUUAUUUGGAUGGGUCUAUGGGACUGAUAGAUUUCUGCAGGACGUAGAGCUGAUGAUUGGAUCAAUGAGGAGAUGGCGCUAUUUCUUUGCUCUGUUCUGGCAGUACCUCUCUCCUCUUACACUUUUUGGUGUAUUUGUAUUCAACUUGAUUCAGUACACACCAAUUACGUAUGAUAAGUAUAAGUACCCGUCCUGGGCUGAUGGUCUCGGCUGGAUCCUGGCUUUGUUUCCGCUGAUGUGGAUUGGUGGAUCCAUGAUCUGGAAAAUUACAACAGUCAAGGAGGAUAUUUCUUUGCUAGAGAAAGUGAAGUUCCUGUUAAAACCAAGCCCAGAAUGGGGACCAGCUCAUAAACUGCCAAAGUUUGAUUUACAAGACCUUGAAGGGGAGAAAAAUAUAGAAAACCCUAACUUCAUCAGUAGUAACGAUAGUGUGACGAAAAUAUGAACAGCAUGAAUAUCACCAUAGUGACAGAAACGGUUGCUAGGCAACAAAAAGAAUGGGAAAAAAGAAAAGAUUUGGAAGAAAAUUUAAAGAAAAGAUAAACAAAAUAGCCAAAUGGAAAUGAAAUGAUAAGAAUCCAAAACAAAGAUAUUUUUGAUAAUUUUUAUGGGAAGAUAUGUAAAAAUUGUUUUGAUUCUGUUAUAGAAAGAUAAAGCAGUCUUGAGUUAACUUGUUUUGUUAAUGCAUGAUUUUAAUUUGUUUUAUGAUAAGAGUUUUAAUCUGUUUUUAACUUUUUCUUUAAUCAGAAAAUUGAUUUUAAAACAAGAUUUUGUUGGUAAGUUUUGAUGUGUAACUAUUAUUUUACUGAAGAAAGUACUCAGCUGUGAUAAAUUGUGUGAAGACAACAUUAACAACAUAACUGCUCAAGUUAGUUUAGAAAUUUUUAGAGAUUUUUUUUUUUUGUUAAGUUUUAUAUUUGUUUCAGUUCAAGACUGCUUUAUUUUUCUUGAGGAAUCAAGAUGAAUUUCAUUAUGGUACAGAAGUAUUUGUAAUGAACAGUAUUAUAAGAAAAGAAUAACAAAAAAUAAAAUGUAUAGCAAGGAAAACAGAGAAACGAAAUUAACGAAAAAGUAAAAGAAAACGACUAGAAGUUAAGAUUGUCACUAAGUUUUUGUUUAAUGUUGCAGAUUAAACUGAAUUUUUUUUGUGUGGAGAAUUUUGAAUUUGCU